AUGGGAUCCACGUAUGGGCCGCGGUUUCGAAAGAUCCAGGAUUUUCAGACCAGCUAUGCCCCUACGACAAUCACUCAAUAUGUGUCCGAAAGGAGUGGCAUGCAGGUGAUUGUGGCCGAUCGGAAGGGGCCCAAGGUCAAUGGCUAUUUCACCCUUGCCACGGAGAUAUUCGAUGACUCUGGGGCUCCUCACACCCUAGAGCACCUGGUAUUUAUGGGCUCCAAAAGCUAUCAUUAUAAAGGUCUCCUAGACAAACUAGCAUCACGGGCGUAUUCCGGUACAAACGCGUGGACAGCUGUUGACCAUACCGCAUACACCCUCGAGACAGCUGGCUGGGAUGGUUUUGCCCAAAUUCUCCCUGUCUACCUUGAGCAUGUCAUCCUACCAACCAUCACAGACGAAGCGUGCAUGACAGAAGUCCACCAUGUUGAUGGUGAGGGCAAUGAUGCUGGCGUCGUCUACUCCGAGAUGCAGGCUUUGCAGUACAGCAGCACCGAGUUGAUGGAUAUGAGGGCACGAAGAUUACUCUAUCCCGAGAACAUUGGUUUUCGAUACGAGACCGGUGGCAUGAUGGAGGCCCUUCGAGUCUUGACUCCAAAGCGUAUACGCGAGUUCCACAGAGCCAUGUAUCAACCCCGCAACCUUGCUAUCAUUAUUGUUGGCGAGACGGACCACCAGAAUCUCCUACAGAUUCUGGAUGAAUUUGAAGAGAGCAUCAAGGACGACAUCCCUCCCCUAGAUGCUCCAUUUCAACGACCGUGGAUUGAUUCGCCCCAGCCGCCUCCCCUGAAGGAAACCAUUGUUGAGACGGUGGAAUUCCCAGAGGAAGACGAGUCAACCGGUGAAAUUAUCGUGGCUUUCUUUGGCCCCAACUGCACUGACUUGGUAGAAACGUCGGCAUUGAACGUAUUAUUGACAUAUCUAUGUGGAUCAUCCGUUUCGGUACUCGAGAAUGUCAUUGUUGAAAAAGAGGAGCUUGCAAGUUCAGUGUCCUAUUGGUGGGACAGCCGACCGAACUCUGUUAUUUGGCUUCAACCUACGGGCGUGGCUACUGAGAAGCUGGCUUUUGUCGAACAGCGUCUAAUAUCACUGAUAAAAGAAGUUGCUUCAAAGCCGCUUGAUAUGAGUUACAUGAAGGAGUGUAUCAGUCGAGAACGGAGACAGGUUAAAUUUCAAGCAGAGAGCUCACAGGAGUUCUAUUCAAGCAACAUCAUUACCGACUAUUUGUUCGGCAAGCGAGACGGCUCAACGCUUCGAGAGUUUGAGUUUCUGAGAGAAUACGACGUCCUGGACACGUGGACGGAUGAGCAAUGGCGUGAAUUCCUCCGGAAGUGGUUUUCAGAGGCGCCUCAUAUCUCAAUACUUGGUAAACCUUCGAUGGCACUGGCAGAUAAGCUGAAAAAGGCCGAGGAAGCUAGGCUAGCGAAGAGGAGGGAGGAGCUCGGCGAAGAAGGCUUGAAGAAAUUAGCCGAGAAGGUAGAUGAAGCGAAAGCAAAGAACGAGCAGAAGAUUCCCGAAUCUGUUCUCGACAAGUGGCCUGUCCCUGGAACAGAGUCUAUUCACUUCAUCGAGUCGACCACGGCAAGGUCCGGGAAAGCAAAGGCUCUAGGCACACCUUCGAAUCCCGCGCAAACAGCGAUUGACAAAGCCAAGCCGGGACUCCCACUAUUCGUCCAAUUUGAAGAUGUCCCAAGCAACUUCGUACACAUCACCCUUCACGUGGGCACUUCAGAGGUGCCGGUCAAGCUAAAGCCUCUGCUGUCUCUGUUCAGUGAUAACUUCUUCAACACACCAAUCAUGCGCAAUGGGACGCGCAUAGAAUUUGAGGAUGUUGUGAUGGAACUUGAAAAAGAUACAAUCAGCUACCAACUCAGUGGAGGCGGCAAAGUUGGUGACCCGGAGAGCAUGGUAAUACAAUUCCAAAUCGAGCCUCAAAAGUAUGCCACGAUCAUCCGCUGGAUUCGUACGAUGAUGUACGACAGCAUAUUCGAUCCACAGAGGCUAAAGACUGCCGUUUCCAAAGCUCUUGCAGACAUUCCUGAAGCCAAGCGAGACGGUAGAAUCAUGUCUGUGGAAGUUGACAUGGCCAUCCACACAGUCAAGGAGUCGUUCCCUGUUGCCAAGCGCACACUCGUUAAGGCGAUAUAUCUCAGACGGUUGAAGAAGCUGCUGGAGAAUGAUCCAGACACUGUCGUAGGCUGGUUCGAGGAACUUCGUAAGAGCUUGUUUACCUUCCAAAACAUGCGUGCUUUAGUCACCGCAGAUAUUUCAAAGCUGGAAAACCCUGUACAGACGUGGGAUAUCCUUACUUCCGGACUUGAUACCGAGAAAGAGGUCCUUCCCAUCAUCAAGCAGUACACAAUGCUGAACGAGGAGGGUAAAUCCCCCGGCAAGUACGGCGCCGUACUCGUGCCUAUGACCACGCUCGACAGCUCUUACAGCGUGAGCACGGCUGUCGGGCUCAGCUCAUUCGCCGAUCCUCGCCUGCCUGCCAUGCUGGUGGCUAUAGGAUACCUCGAGGCGGUCGAGGGUCCUUUGUGGAACGCUGUUCGCGGCAACGGCCUCGCAUACGGCACCUCUUUCUCACGGGAAGUCGACGGUGGUUAUCUGCAGUAUCGCGUGUACCGUAGCCCAGACGCUAGCAAGGCGAUCGACGCCUCACGGGCCGCGGUGGAAGCCAUUGCAACGGGACAGGUACUCCUAGAUAGGCACUUGGUGGAGGGUGCAGUCAGCGGCAUCGUGAUGGCGUUCGCCGACGACCAGGCGACCAUGGCGGCAGCCGCGCAGCAGAACUUCGUUCUAAGCGUCAUCCGCGGCCUCGAGCACGAUUGGAAUCAAAAGAUCCUGGCGCAGAUCCGCAACGUCACCGACGACGACAUCAGGACUGUCAUGAAGGAGCUGAUCCUGCCCGUGUUUGUGGCGGGCAAGAGCAAUGUCGUCGUUACGUGUGCGCCGAUCAUGGAAGAGAACAUGACGAAAGCUUUCAAGGCCGUGGGCUAUAGCGUCCAGACCCAGCCGUUGACUCACUUUUACGAUGACUACGGGCUGAAGGGUGAAGACGAUGAGGAAAUGGAGGAGGAAGACGAUGAAGACGAGGAGGAGGAGGAGGACGACGACGACGACGAAGAUGAAGGCUCAGAGAUGGACGAAUCAUAG
Molecule: messenger RNA, 3156 nt
Organism: Phaeoacremonium minimum UCRPA7
Lineage: Eukaryota; Fungi; Ascomycota; Sordariomycetes; Togniniales; Togniniaceae
Product: putative zinc metalloprotease protein
Exons: 3
Coding region: 1-3156 (1051 amino acids)
Molecular function (GO): metal ion binding
Source: RefSeq, a predicted model, not a curated record